Chenopodium quinoa (quinoa) is the source of this 1358-nucleotide messenger RNA. RefSeq lists its product as uncharacterized. NCBI's taxonomy places the organism in Eukaryota, Viridiplantae, Streptophyta, Magnoliopsida, Caryophyllales, Amaranthaceae. The record is from RefSeq and is a predicted model, not a curated record. Bases 176 to 1024 code for a protein of 282 amino acids. The transcript is spliced from 7 exons.
AAAGGACAUUGAUUUGAAAUUCAGAGAACCGCAAAGAAGAUAUUAGCUGCAAGAAAACAGAACGUGUGGCAACGGCUUCUUCCGUGAAGAACUUCACCCAAUUUUCUCUCUCCUCUUCCCCCGCUUAAAAUUCAACUCUUUCUUCAACUUUUUAAUCUAAUUUGAGCUUUAAUCAAUGGCACAGUUCAUUCUACAAGGGCGAUUGAAGCUGCUAUUGAACAGUGAAAACUCAGCUCAAUGUAAGCUUAUUGGGGUAAAUAGAAGUUGUGGGGUGUUUGGUUUUGGUGAUUUUUGCUCGAUUUUUCCACUUAAUUUCAACGAAAACAAUGUUAGAAGAAAUGGGUUGUCGAAAAAAGUGACAAUAAUUGCUUCUGCUACAAAGGGUAGUUCAAAAAAUUCUGUAAAUGGGAAUGUUAAUGGAGUUUUUAAUGGUGAUAGCAGUGAUGAUUUUGAUGAUUAUGAAGAUGAAGAUGGUGAUGAUGAUCUUUCUUGUUUCAGGGGUUUAGUUCUUGACAUUUCUUAUAGACCGGUCAAUGUUGUCUGCUGGAAGCGUGCUAUUUGUCUGGAGUUCACAGAGAAGGCUGAUGUUCUGGAAUAUUACGAUCAGACAGUAAACUCACCUAAUGGUUCUUUUAACAUACCAGCUGUAUUAAGGGUUCCACAUCUGCUUCAGGUAAUGAAGAGAAAAAAAGUCAGAAACAUCCUAAGCCGCAAAAACAUCUUCUAUCGAGAUGAUUACAUGUGUCAGUACUGUAAAGUGACAAAUAAUUUGACUAUAGAUCACGUGGUUCCGAUUGCACGAGGUGGAAAAUGGGAAUGGGAAAACCUGGUGACAGCUUGUAUUAGAUGUAACUCGAAGAAGGGCCACAAAACUUUAGAAGAAGCAAACAUGAAUCUUGUUAAAGCCCCAAAGGCACCAAAAGAUUACGACAUACUUGCUAUACCGCUGACCAGUGCAACUGUAAGGAUGCUGAAAAUUAAAAAGGGAACACCUCAGGAGUGGCGUCAAUACCUCCCAAAAUGACGGCUUCAAAUGAUUAGUGGCACUGCCUGAACAUGUAAGGUGGUUGUAUAUAAUUAUCGGUCCUUCAUGUACACUUAUGCCUUAUGGUAUUCUAGUUACGCAUCAAGUGUGUCUAAUGUUACAGGGCAUCUGAUGUAUCCAUGGCCAUGAGAAGAGAUUGGUAGCUCUGUAAAUUGUGAAUUUAGGAAACGAUCUCUUCGGGUUUUCAUGGCUGACACAACUAAUCAAUUAAUUCUCUCUAGUAUAAGCAAGGAACUGCCCUUUUCUUAACCUUAUUUUUUAUUAUAUAGGAAUAUGCUUCUAUGAAUGAUAAUUCUGUUAUUAACUUCUCUUA